Messenger RNA from Microdochium trichocladiopsis, 2512 nucleotides. RefSeq names its product Six-hairpin glycosidase-like protein. Gene Ontology annotation, biological process: carbohydrate metabolic process. The record is from RefSeq and is a predicted model, not a curated record. Bases 1 to 2436 code for a protein of 811 amino acids. The transcript is spliced from 3 exons. NCBI's taxonomy places the organism in Eukaryota, Fungi, Ascomycota, Sordariomycetes, Xylariales, Microdochiaceae.
AUGAUACCUCGCGCACUCUCUGGGUAUGUCCUCCUGAGUCUUGCUGCCCUCGCCACGGGUGCGGCUCUCCACGCGACACAGCCGCAAAGAUCAAUCAGUGGUAUCCGUAACAGCAACCAACUUGUCACGGCGCAAGACGGGCUGAUAGCGCUGACUGCGACGCAAAACGCGCCUGGCAUCCUGGUCCUCGACUACGGUGUCGAGACAGAGGGAAUUCCAUCCUUUGAAGUUGUCAGCACCGUUGGCGACACGUCCGUGUUCGAGGUCACUUAUUCCGAGACGAAGGCCGCGCUGAGCCGCUACAUGGGCGAUGGGCCGCUUCCGCUUGCAGCUGCCAUGGACACAUACCGCGUCAACCAAUACAACAUCUCAGCGCCAGGGCAGAUAGUGAACCGCCUAGUACAGGGGGGGUUUCGCUACCAGAAGCUCAAUCUCUCCUCGGUCGGCGGACUUGUCCUUCGUAAUCUCGGCGUCACCCCGACCGUACAUCGGACUCCCCUUACAGAUCUUCCCGGAUCCUUCCGCACCUCCAACAGCGCUCUCAACGACAUCUGGACCGACGGAGCCAGAACGAUCCAGCUUAGUGAGAUCCCCAAGAAAUCUGUCCCGGACUUCUGGCAGGUUUCGAGUGAGGGCAUUCUGGUCGACAGCCAGGCUCCGCAAGCUGCUGUUGGCCUGGUUGCGGCGUCAUCGACCACCUAUAAUCUCGACUUCAAAGUAAAGGCCCUGAAAGGCGGGUUCGCUUUCAUCGUCCAGUCCGACACUCUGAACAGCGGCAUCUACAUCUCUGUGGACAUUUCUGAUGGAUCCAUUGCUGCUUAUCUCGGAGGCACUACCGAGGACACCUUGUUGGAGAAGAAAGCGCUUGCCGCGGGAGUGAUCGACAAGCUGGACGUCUGGUAUCAGGUCCACGUACAAGUUGCGGUCACCGAUAUCAAGGUAUCGAUCGACGGCAACACGGCUCUCGAGCUCACACAGACCAGCAGGUUCUUUGGCUCGUACGGGUUGGGUGCUUCGUUCGGCCACCGGGCCGUCUUCAGAGAGCUGAAAGUGACUGACGCCGCCGGUGCAACGACCUACGAGCACUCGCUCACCGACGAGACCUGCUUCAAUGACUUCCUGGUCGGCACAAACCCUCUUGAUACAUCGGUAGAUGCGACACGGCGGGACCGCAUCGCCUACACCGGCGACCUUGACAUUGCAGGAACUGCGGCCCUCGCAAGCACACACGGCCUAGAGUUCAUCCUGGGGACCUUGAAGCUCUUUGGCUCGCUUCAGGCCACGCCUGGAUUCUUCAUUCCCACGGCAAAGAUCCAGCAAGGCCCUGCGGCACCGAUGGAUUUCAACAUCACUGGUCUUAUCGGCUACUCGUGGAAUCUGCUGACCGCGGUCGCCCAGACAUAUACACACACUGGUGAUGUCGACUUCGCCAAGACGUGGGCGCCCAAAGUGCAGAGGAUGCUUGACUGGUCCCACUCGCAGCUGCAGCCAAGCGGGCUGUUCAACUUGUCGGAUGCUUCAUUCGGCGGUGACUGGAACUACUACGAACCAGUGCAGUCUGGCGCCGUUACCAAGUUCAACGUCCUCUACGCGUACGCUCUUCAGGAGACAGCGCAGCUGCUCACCGACGGCGGAAUCGACACGGCCCUUUGGAGCGAGGACCUCGGGGCGUACGUAAUGUCCGAGGUGAAUCGUGAUGGUUUUGCCCAGGACGCCAACGCCAUCGCCAUUCUCGCGGGUGUCAAUAUCGACCCCACGCACUCGUCCGAGCGAAUCCUGGCGACGCUGUCAGAGCAGCUCUCCACGCCUCGUGGGCCCCUGGCCUUCUCAACAGGAACCAUAACAACCUAUGGCUUUCAGCGCUACAUCAGCCCGUAUGCAUCAGGCUAUCACCUCCGCGCAGCCCUCGCGACUGGCAACAGCGCCGCGGCCCAGGAGUUGCUUGACACGCUGUGGGCGCCCAUGGCCGACAAGAACAAUGCCAACUACACGGGCUGCUUCUGGGAGACGCUCGAUGCCGACGGCGCGCCAGCGUUUGGGUUCCGCACGAGCCUCGCGCAUGGCUGGGCCGCUGGGCCAACCGCCGAGCUCAGCCGUUUCAUGCUCGGCGCCUCCGCGACCCGUCCCGGCUGGACGAGCUGGGCCGUCGCGCCGCAGACGCUCGGCGAGCGCUGGGCCCGUGGCAGGGUCCCGACGCCCGCCGGGCCGCUUCGGGUCGAGUGGGCGUUCUGCGGCGUCAGCGGCCUGCUCAGCAUGACCGUGCAGGGGCCUGAAGGGACCAAGGGCACGGUCAAGUUGCCUUCCCCGCUGCUCGUUGGCCUUUCCGAGAGCAGGAUCCUUGUCGAUGGCGUCAUGAUGGAGGGGACGUCCUUCGAGGUUCACGGCGGAACUCCUGUGCAAAUCGUCCAGUCGCAUGCUCAGCGCCGGGAGAAUUAGUACCCAAGCAUCCGACUAGCCAGUCCGCACACUUUGAGAUAUAAGAUACAAAGAUUUGUCGACGGCCGGUGUCCAG